Molecule: messenger RNA, 4908 nt
Organism: Strongylocentrotus purpuratus (purple sea urchin)
Lineage: Eukaryota; Metazoa; Echinodermata; Echinoidea; Camarodonta; Strongylocentrotidae
Product: disintegrin and metalloproteinase domain-containing protein 10
Exons: 14
Coding region: 96-2369 (757 amino acids)
Biological process (GO): membrane protein ectodomain proteolysis; Notch signaling pathway
Cellular component (GO): plasma membrane
Molecular function (GO): metalloendopeptidase activity
Source: RefSeq, a predicted model, not a curated record
GCUUAUCUACCGCAGCUCAGGUGAACGAUCGACAUCAGCGGACGAAUAUCGCUUGUGUUUAUUUUUUUUAAAUUGCAGUUUUUCAUACUUUCCAAAUGAACGGGAAAAUACUUUUCACGCUCACCCUUCUAUUUGGGGUGUCUCAUUGUGAGAGACUGAAUCGCCAUGUCAGACAUUAUGAACUCCUUAGCUACAACACUCAUGAGUUACAUGCUAAGCAUGAACGAUCCAGACGAUCGGUAGAUGCCUUGCAAGAAGUGGAACUUGACUUUGAGGCACACGGAAGACCUUUUCAACUGAGGCUUCGUCAAGGAGCUCCAUACAUAGCUCAUAAUCUCAUACUAGAAACAGAUGAUGGUGCUGCACCCUACAAACCAGAUUUCCUCUAUAUUGGAAACUUAAAAGAUAAGCCCAAGAGUAAGGUUCAUGGAGGUAUCACCAAUGGCAUGUUCCAAGGUGUCAUCUAUGACGAGGAUGAUGAGUAUCAUAUAGAACAAGCCAAGUACCACCUGGAUGAAGCCAGUCUCCCGGACGCAGAAUCUCAUUCGGUCAUCUACAAAGCCUCUGACGUGACACACCCUGAUAAUGGAGGGUGUGGCCUUAAUGAUCGGGUGUCUAAAUGGAUGAAUAAGAUCCAGAACUCCAGAGUCGACAACGACAAUAAGAGAGAGAAAAGGGAAGCCAACGUCAACUGGCAAAACGUCGCUCAUGGAGCCUCAGAGAACAAAUACACAGCACCCGAGCGGACCAGACGUGCCGUAUACAACAGUGAAAAUAAAGCUUGCAGUCUGUAUCUUCAGGCCGACCACACCUACACGGCACAUUACUCCAAUGAUGUGUCAGAGGUCAUUCUCAACCUCAACAACCAUGUUUCAGCUAUCAACGCCAUCUAUAUAGACACAGAAUUUGCCCAUCCAAACUACGAAACUAUCAGAGACAUCAAUUUCUUUAUCAAGAGAAUCAGGGUUAAUGGUACAACCCAACAAGCUGAUGCUUCCAAUCCCUUCCGCUUCCCUAACAUUGGUGUCGAGAAAUUUCUGGAACUCAACUCACUGCAGAACCACGACGAAUACUGCCUAGCCUACCUGUUUGCAGACCGAGACUUCAACGAAGGUGUUCUGGGUUUGGCCUGGGUUGGCUCUACUGGAAGUACAUCUGGCGGUAUCUGUGAGAAGAGUUCUAAUUUCCAAGGCGUCUAUCAGAGUUUGAAUACCGGGGUUGUCACCAUCCAGAACUAUGGUUCCACUGUAGCAAGCAAAGUCUCACACAUCACAUUCGCUCAUGAGCUUGGUCACAACUUUGGCUCUCCUCAUGACUACCCUGAACGAUGCCGGCCAGGUGAUAAUCCUAACACACGAAGCGAUGGUAACUACAUCAUGUAUGCCAGCGCUACGUCAGGAGAUAAGCGUUUCAAUGAUGAGUUUUCAGACUGCAGUAUCGCCAACAUGACCGCCGUCAUCAGGGAGAACGGAGGGUGUUUUGAUCGGAGCGACCUUCCCAUCUGUGGCAAUCUGAUUGUAGAUGGAGAGGAGGAGUGUGAUUGUGGAUAUGAAGACCAGUGCGAUGACCAAUGCUGUACAGCAGCUACAUGCAUGCUAACACCAAACGCAAUGCAGUGCAGUCCUUCCCAAGGGCCAUGCUGUACAUUAGGUUGUCAGUUUGCUAAUGUUACAUUGUGCAGGGCUCAGUCAGAAUGCAGUAUUUCGUCAUACUGUACUGGUUACAUGGCAGGCUGUCCUGCUUCUCAACCUAAGGCUGAUGGUACAGAGUGUAAUGAGCACACACAAGUCUGUGAAGCUGGGGAAUGCCAGAAAUCAAUCUGCACUAAAUUUGGUCUGGAAGAAUGUUUCUGUGCUAAUGCUGAAAACACUGAACUCGAUGAAGCAUGCCAUCUCUGCUGCCAGAAUCCAAAUAGUUCUGCUACCUGCCUCUCUAGUCGUGACAUUGGUGUGAUGCAGGACCAUGUCCGAAUGUACGGUAAGGAUGCGCAAGAGGGCACCACCGACGUCAAGGUCCUGUAUCAGAUGCCGGGAGCUCCGUGCAACGAGUACCAAGGCUACUGCGAUGUCUUCUAUAAGUGUCGCAACGUGGACUCCAACGGCCCACUCUCCAGACUCACCAACGCAAUCUUAAACCCUGAACUGUACUCCAACAUUGCCGCAUGGAUACAGGCCAACUGGUGGGCUGCAGUGCUGAUUGUCCUCGGAGUCAUCAUCUUCAUGGGUCUCUUCAUUAAAUGUUGCAGCGUCCACACUCCAAGCAGUAACCCUAACCUCCCUAAGGCUCGUAGUGUACCCGGGGCAGCCACCCUGAGACGACGACGUUCACAAGGGGCUCGACCCGCUCACUCCGACAUUCCAAUGGCAUAACGCAUCAGCAAUAUAGAGCACUUAAUAGUCAAGAAUUUUACGUCAUUCAUUUCUAGGUGUAGGUUAACUCAUCAGAGACAACUUUUUCUUAUGGGCUCAGGAAUGAAUGUUUUAUACUCCUGAAGAUUUAGAAUUAAAUGAUAAAUCAAUGAUUGAUCCACAGGGUGUGCAGUAUUUUCCAUACCCUUUCGUAGCAACAAACCUGUUUGAUAUAAAUUUCAUGACAAGUGUUGUUGUUACUUCUACUUCUACGACGAUACUCAGCAGGAUCCAUAAGUCAGGAUGUAGUGCUGAGGAAUGUUAUUUUUAAUACUCAAAAUCAUCUUACGAUGGAAUAUGUGUUGUGAUAUUUCAUUCCUUCGGGUACAUUGCUAAAUUGAUUAUCUUUUAUAUAACUUGACGAGUGCUGAGCAGUAGCAUGGUCUGGUUCAAACCCAUUGGAGAUGUCUUGUUUGGAGCCGAAAGGGCAUUAACUCACUGUUCAAGGAUAGUUGGUGACCUUUUAUGACCUUUAACCCUUGUUCAGGGGGUUAAUUGAUUCAACCUUUAGUGACCUGUAGGUUUUUGUCCUGAGCUGAGACAGGAGCCGACUCUUUGCUCACUCAGCAUUGGUUUGAAAGUUAUCUCACAGUGUGAUAAAUCCCGUAAAUAAGCUUUUUAUUGAUGAGUUUAGCAUGCAUUCUUUAUCAGAGUUUUACCCCCACCAUAGUCUCUUAACAAGGGGCCAGUGUCAAGAAUUACAUCUACAUUGCUCGUGUAGUGUGCUGGAGAAUGCUGUUCCGUUGAUCAGACUCCUCAGCAGUGGGUAUACUUAUCUCUCUGAUCAGAUAAUAAUGGAUACUACAUGUAUCAUUCAUUUUAUCACCCAAGAAUUAAUGACACUUUCCAGGUGAUAUAAGAGAAUUUCAAUUUAAAAGAGACUAUGGCUGCAGUGAUUUUUCUUUCCCAUUAGCACAACAUGGAUUAAUGUUGAGGUUUUGAUGAAUAAAUGCAGUGACCCACAAUCGAAGCAUUCUCAACGCGAAUAUUCAGAAAACCAAAUAAAAUGAAAUAAAAAAAAGUGUAUGAUUGCCACCCUCCACUUUUCUUGUACAAAAGAUUUGACUUUUCAUAUUACUUUAUUAAACUGUAGAUAUUUUUCAGAUAUAAACAGAACUAGCCUUGUUUGAUUUCUAAUUAAAUGCUACUUCCAGAGUAUUAUCGCUUCUUCACUAAUACUCAAAGUCUAUCAAAGUAAUCAACUUAUGUAUAAGUUUCAAUUGUCAUACAACUGCGGAAUCAUGUCAUGUAAGUGAAUAAUUGAAACACUGGGUAUAUAUUGAUUAUAAAUCUAUUAAAUGUGAUAGGCCUUUAUAAAAAAAGUUUUUGAUAUUUGAUUACAAUCUAGUGUGAAAAAAUGAAGGCCUGCUUGAUUUGUGACAAUUAUUCCUCAUUUUUCUGUGGAGACAUUAUUUACGCACUUACUAAUUUUGUUUAUGACAUGAAUUACUGGAAUAUCUAUGAAUAGGAGUCUUAGGUAUUUUUUGCUAUAUAUUUUAUUUUGUACAUUGCAAUGAUUUUUACAUCAUCUCAAUUGAGUUUGAAGUACUUAAGUUAUGUAAGAGCUUAAUCAUGUAAUUUAAAUUAAAUGUUAUCCACUGUGUAGUUUGUAAUGAAUUGAAGAGACUUAGAAACAUACAUUGCAAGUUUUUAUUGGUAUUUUAUGAUUUGCUAGAUAUCUAGAAAAUGUUAUUUGGUAUACAUAUGAAUAUCUGGAGCUUUCAAAUUUCUCUUCCUCUCUCUCCCUCACCCCUCUCUCUCUCUCUCUCUCUCUCUCUCUCUCUCUCUCUCUCUCUCUCUCUUUUUCUCUCUCCCUUCGCAUUUCAAUGAUUACCAUUGUUAUUAAGCUAUAGAAGCACGAAUCAUAUAUUUCCAUCAUUAUGGACAAAACGUGGCUCUUUCUUAUAUAUGCUUUUUCAUGGAAGUGGUUGCAUUCACAAGUUUUUUCUUACUGCUGUCCCAAAUGAAAUCAAAGCAUACUUUUAUAUAUAUAUUGUUGAAUUGAGAGAGCAAUAGAGUUUCUGUAAAAAUACAGCUCCUUCCCAGCACUUUUUCCUUCUUUUUUCCAUUCAAAUAGUAUCCUACCAAGUAGACUACCAAUAUGAAAAAGAAAAUUGUAUUUAGUUCUAGUCAUUGUAUGUUUGGCAUGAUCUAGCAAUAGUCUAGUGGUAGUCUGGCAACCAACUUAGCAAUAGAUGAAACAGCUUAAUUCGUAUUGUUCCCAUUAACUGCAUGAGCAUGGUAUUUUGAACAUUGGGAGAAACAAUAAGUUUUCUUUUGAAAUAUAUCUUCUUGUUUCAAUGAUCUGUAAACCGUAUAUUCUUUCAUAAUAGAAUCAACUCUUGUUAUAUUUGUGGUGUGUGUGUUUGCUGGUAUUUGCAUAAAUAUUGCCCAAGACUAUAUCAUCUUGUCUUUUCUUCCUGUAAUUGUAUUCCAUAAUGUGUGGUUCAAAAGAAUCGUGUCGGUAUAAAGAUGUAACGUCCCCUUGAGCCUAUAGAAA